AUGGUCGAGGGACGAGAGGCGUGUCUUUUCUAUUCGAAAACAAACGGAUGCAGAUAUGGACACGAGUGCACAAAGGUCCACAGAAUCCCCACAAGAAGCAGGGUUGUUGUCGUGAAGGCAAUGUAUCUGUAUCCCAAGAACGACCCAGAAUCCACACUGGGUGAGGAGUCGGUCCAGAUCCACCUUGACCUCUUCUACGAGGAUUGGUUCACCGAGUUGUCUGUAAAGUAUGGAGCUAUCAGAAAGCUUGUGAUUGCUUCGAAUAGUUGCAUCCAGAUUCUGGGGAACAUCUACAUUGAGUUUCAUGAGGAGGAGGCAGCAAUGAGGUGUGCAGAAGAGAUAGGAAGGAGAUAUUACGGUGGGAAGAGGAUAGUUGCAGAGCUCGGCAACUGCUACAGAACAGAUGACGGGACAUGCACCGAGCACGAGAGGGGUUUGUGCGGGAAGGGAGAGAAAUGCGGGUUUAUACAUGCAGCAAGGGUGUCUAGGAGUCUUGUCGAGGAACUUCUUGCCUCCCAGGCCCUACUAUAUCCACGGACAAGUGAUGCUAACAGGAUUGGUCCUGGUCCCAAAGAUACCAUACCCCGAGGAAAAUGCCCAGGAAGAUCUCUAGGAGACGGCACGCACGAUGGAAACUAUCGGACGGACCGAAGAAGGCUGAAUGACCAAGAAUCAUGGACAAAGCGGCCCAGGGGUGUGUGGAAUGGAGGUCAGAGGCGAUAUGUCCGCGAUGGUGGGAAUGGAUCUUGGUAUAGAAGAGACUAG
This is a messenger RNA of Encephalitozoon cuniculi GB-M1, 765 nucleotides long. RefSeq lists its product as uncharacterized. The transcript has a single exon. Gene Ontology annotation, cellular component: U2AF complex; spliceosomal complex. Lineage: Eukaryota; Fungi; Microsporidia; Unikaryonidae. Gene Ontology annotation, biological process: mRNA splicing, via spliceosome. Gene Ontology annotation, molecular function: pre-mRNA 3'-splice site binding; metal ion binding. The record is from RefSeq and is marked provisional. Bases 1 to 765 code for a protein of 254 amino acids.